Messenger RNA from Angiostrongylus costaricensis, 756 nucleotides. The record is from the annotation of a GenBank genome assembly. Lineage: Eukaryota; Metazoa; Nematoda; Chromadorea; Rhabditida; Metastrongylidae.
AUGGCGUCACCGACGCCUCCUCCAGCAGAUGACGUGCCCGCUCCAGGAAACGUUCUAGAAUAUACCGCUGAACCUCCAGGAGACGUUCCAGAAUAUACCGCUGAACCUCCAGACGUUCCAGAAUAUACCGCUGAACCAAGGACGGUCUGUUUUAGGCUAUUUCGGGAAGGUGUGUCACUGUUCGCCAUCGAGUACAAAGAUAAAGACGACCUGUAUCGUUCAUUCAUGAAGAAGCUUGAUGAACUGAAUAUUCCACGCCGAAAAAUGUAUUUUGUUGGCGACUACGAAAAUCACUUCGAGAUUGACAACCCGGAUACACUCCUCGGAUUAACACUAGAUAACUUUGGUGUGAAAAUUAACGUCUGUCCUGAAGAUUACAACACGGAUUCGUGCUCCGAUGAUUCAGAAUUGGAUUACGAAACUGAAAGGAGGCGAGAAGCGAAGAGUCAGAAAUGUAGCCGCCACAAGAACUUUGGCCGAUUCCAUUCAAGAGACCAUUCCUCCUACCCACACUGUUCCUGCGGAUGCCACUGGUAUUCCCCAGGAUUGUACCACGAAUUCUCUCCCUACUCUCAAUCUUACUAUGGACAGAUUCCGAACGCCUACUACCAUCAUCCACCACCAUUCAGCCCCUUCAUGCCGUUCCAUCACAGAACAGAUCCCCGACUACGACAUUGUCCGUUCUUCGGGAUGAGGUUUGCUCGACGUGGCAACCAUCCGUUCAACGGUUGGCAAGACGGUUACUAUGACUACUAG